GACGAAGAAUCUGUCAAGUUUUUCUUAUCCGGAAAAUGUUUUCUUGUAGAAAAGUGCUUGGAAAUCUGGGAAAACUCCCCCGGAUCUCAGUGCGAGCUGCUUCGGGGCAGACCACAGGAAGUCCCUAUCUCGCUCCAGAGCAUGAAAAUGUGAAAAAGCAAACACAUACGGGGCAGGUGUUUCCCGACGGUGACUACAGAAAUGUGCGAUUUGAGAAUGCCACGAGAUAUGUGAAUCAGAAUUUUGCGAUAAAAUUAAUUGAUGAAGUGCCACCAAAGGAAUGUACCGAGAGGGUUGUCUUCUGCGACGGUGGUGGUGGACCACUGGGUCAUCCUAAGGUCUACAUCAAUCUGGACAAACCAGGAGCUCAUGCUUGUGGCUAUUGUGGAUUGCGCUUUGUGAAGAAGGAUCAUCAUCACUAAUUAGCACAUCCAGCAAAUCUCUAGUUUUCUCUGUAAAAAGAAAUUGAAAUGUGGAAAAAAAUGUAAGAAAAUUGAGAAAA
Lutzomyia longipalpis is the source of this 502-nucleotide messenger RNA. RefSeq names its product NADH dehydrogenase [ubiquinone] iron-sulfur protein 6, mitochondrial (gene ND-13A). Bases 36 to 422 code for a protein of 128 amino acids. Gene Ontology annotation, biological process: mitochondrial electron transport, NADH to ubiquinone. The record is from RefSeq and is a predicted model, not a curated record. The transcript has 3 exons. Lineage: Eukaryota; Metazoa; Arthropoda; Insecta; Diptera; Psychodidae.